AUGUCAGAUAAUGUUGUUUAUGUACAAAUGUGCACAAUAUCCAAUGAUGACAGAAAUCCAUUCUUCCCAGGGUUAGUAUUCAUAAAACUAUUUGAGAAAGAAAAUAAAUAAAUUAAAAGCUCACUCUAGGCACCAUAACAGCUUCAUCUCAGUGAAUUUGUAAUGUUAUCGGAAGGUUCUGGAUGCUGUGUUACCUUAAGGAGUUAAACAAUUUAUAAACAGUUUAACCACAUUGCUUGUCCAUGCAACUCGUCUUCUUCUGGUCAAGUCCUCAGUGUCAGUGUGGACAGGUAUCUUUCUCGCUGUGUUCUUGGUGGGAAGCUAGUGACUGAUCAGAAGAUGAGGAACUGGGUGAAUGGACUACAUCGCACAACUUUGGGUUUGAACAUUUUAUAAACGGUUUAACCCCUUAAGGUACGGUGCCAAGGUACUAGGACGCCAAGGCACUAUAACAACCUGAGUUAAAUGACAUUGUUAUUGUGCUUAGGGUAUUCUUUUAAGGAGACUGACAAAAAUUAAGUAUAUAACACUUUAUAUUCUUUUGAUUAGAAAAAAUUAUUUCAGAAAGCGCAAAUGCAAUGGGGACAAUUCUCUGGAAGAUGAGGAAGAACUGAUGAAGAAACUUUCAGUGAACCGUGAGUGAUUAUUAUUUUUGUUUAGAUUAAUCACCUAUAAUUUGCGAUACUUGCUGGUUGUAUUAAACAGCCAGAGCACACAUUGCAUUGGAGGAGGAUAAAUAGAAACAUGAGGGAGAUGGGAUUUAUCAAAACGUUGUGUUUGAAGUGGUCCAAAAAUGUAAAAGGGGAGCAGGCACCAAUUCUACUGGUUUCCAUGGUAAUUUAAGUAAUUUACGUACUUUAGACCAUUUUUUUAGAACAAAACCUUUUGGUAAAUCUCCCUAACCGUCUCAGUGUCCCUCGCCCAUGUACGCUCCCCUGAUUUCCGGGACCAGUGACUAUAAUGAUAUAAGUUCUUCUAUUCAGUACGCUUACACUGUGACUUAAUAUAUAAUAUAUUUACUAAACAACAGAAUACAUAAAUGUGAGUGGUAGGACAAGCAUCUGAUGUACAAGGCUAUUUCAAUCUACCUACACCAUUCUAUGUGUUCUGUUUUGAUGUUGUCCUGUCUUCUUGGCGUCCUAUACAACACAUAUACCAUGUAUAGCCACACUGUCACACAAUGAAGAAGUCCCCAGGCAAUAAAAUCCUGACUUUGUGUCCAGUCACUCUUGGCUAAGAAAAAUCAAGAAUAUUCACCAACCAGCUGUAGUUGUCAGUAAAGUCCCCAGCAGGGCCUGGCCAUGCUCUGGAGCCUACAGUGGCUCUGUAAUGUUAUAUGAUCCUGUUAUGGACCAAACUGUAUUGCGGAUCUGUGACAGCACUGGUCCAUAAAAGUACAGCCUCUCCCCAUUCAUCUUGAGCCUGUCCGCCUUGGGAGUAAGUGGUGUCCAUCACUUCCUCUCAGCACUCAAAAGAAGUCCAUCAGGAGGAGAGGGAGAACUCGGCACAGUUCGGAGCCAGCACUGCAUCACCGUUGGACAGCAGAGACGCCAUCCUCCUGAGAAAAGGUAGACAAAGAGGAGGUGGCUAAAACAUAUUUAAAUUGUAUGUGUUUCUGUUCGUGUGUAUUUGUGUCUGUCAGCGUGUGUCAGUCUGUAUCUGGCAGUGUGUGUGUGUAUGUUUGUGCAUGUCUGUCUUCAUGUGUAUAUGUUUGUCAGUGUAUGUGUCCGUCUGGAAGUGUGUAUUGGUAUCUAUGUGUGUCUGGCAUUUAGUAUGUGUUUAUAUAUAGUGUUUUAAAUGCUGGUGUACAUUUGUGUGUAGUAAUGGUGUUUGAACGAAGGGGUUUGUAUGUAUAUAAAUUUGACUAAAGGUGUCUGUUUUUUAUGUAAUAUUUGUGUUUGUUUGCAAAGGUGUGUUUGCAUGUAGUAUUGCUGUUUGAUUGCUAGGAUGUAUGCACAUAUACACAUACAGUGCCACAUACAUACCAACAAAGAUACACAUACACUGACACACACAUACACACUGAUACAGACACUGACACAUACACACUGACACAAAGAUACACAUAUAUACACACUGACACAUAAAUACACAACUGACACAUACACGUACACUGCCACAUACAUAAAUACCUACAAAGAUACACACACACUGACACAAAGAUGCACACAUAUACACACACUGACACGUAAAUACACAACUGACACAUACAGACAAACUGACCUAUAGAUACACACACUGACACACAAAGAUGCACACUAGUACAUACAUGCAACAUACCUUUUGUGUGCAGGAGGAUGGCUUCUUUGGGGUCCUGCUGCUGGAUGAGGCUAAUAGAAGUGUAGGGAUGGCGCAGAUUAUCUCCUUGAUCUCCGGCCUCCUCCCCCAAUCUGUGCCUCCUCAUUUCUGGGCAUCACCGCACGGUGCUCUAUAUGUAGCUGAGAGGAAGUGACCUGCUCUCACUUCUUUACCAGCAUUGCCAAUAUUACAGGGACCCGCUCAUGCUGUUAAGGGCUGCUGCACCCAACUGGGUCUUUGUUCAGAAAUACUUAUGGGGUGGCCCUAGGUGCAUGGGCCACUUAUUGGGUCUCCUAAGUGUAGGGUGCCCCAAUGGGGCUGCACCAGGGGAAGUUCCAUUGAUGGUGUAUGAGUUGGUAGGCGCCAAUCCCAUGGAAAUGUAAAUUUAAGUAGUGCGUCAAGCUGUGAGUAAAAUAUUGCUGCUUAUUUCAAUUGUACCUGUCAUGGUACACACAAGAUUAUUAAAUGUAAAUUCAUCAAAUUUCAUCCAUACAUUUUACCUAUACACACACAUACAAUGCCACAUACUUACAAAAUACAUGCACACAUUGGCACACAGAUACACACAAUGACAUGUAUAUAUACACUGACACACAACACAUAUAUACCUUGACACACACUGAUUUGUGCUAGCUUAACUGAUAGAAAAUGUUGUUGGUUUUUUUGGGAGGGGGGAAGGGGUGAUAUUAUUAUUCAACAUAGUCAGCACAUGCCUCCAUGAAGGCUAAGGAUGGAGUGGCAGAAGACAGCAGACGAACCCUUCUACAGAUGGUUCUUCUACUCAGUAACUUAAGCGCAUGCACAUUAGUUCCUUUGGUAUUCCUCUGACAAUUGCAUUUAGUACUUAUUAGAAAGGAACAGGAAAAGAGUGAUGUAAGUCACUCCGUUCAGUCACCAGCUUGAAGUGAAGCCAGCAUGUCGGAAUCUUGAGGGGAAUGUCCCCAAGAGGUAAGUAUUUAAAAAGAUCUCUUUAUGCAUUGACAUAUAAUCUAUCACUAUGAUAAAUUAAUGUAUUUGUUGCCUAAGUAGAUGUUAAAGCUUAAUGUGAAGCUGCCAGAUUUUAAGAAAUGCUGAUAUUGAAAUGUAAAUGUUUAAUUGUUAAAAUUGUUGUAGAUUGCUUUGUGACAGCCUAGAUCUCCGCUCAAUUUUUUCUUUUUCAGCUGGUGACCUCGAUGCAAUCUCUCAAUAUGUGCAGAAAAAUAAGGGCAAAAUAUUAAGACUUCCAAAGGAAACCCAACUAUCUUUACUGGUGUGUGAUCUGAAUGGCACUGCGUACAUGGGACAGACAUACAUGUUGGACUCUUGGCAAAGUCUCUACUUGCCCAAACAGACAAAGAUGGAAGUUCUGGGAAUCAGUGAGAACUAUUCAAGCAUGUGCUCUGGGAUUCAGCAGGUAGUCCUGGUGGCUGAAGACGGGCGUGUGUUUGCUUAUGAAGAGGAAACAAUGUGCCUAAUUGCCAAGACUUUACCUGAAUUAGCAAAGAAUGGUGUUAGAAAAUCAGAAGUCUAUUUUUAUCCACAUGACCUGAGCGAUGAGGUAUCUAUCUAUCUGGCCAUGAUUUAGAUUGUAUUACACUUCUUUCAUACCCGAAUUACCUAAAAAUAGUUAUUUUAUAUUUAUAUAAUAAUAUAUUUUGAAAUAUUUAUAUACUUGUUUAUUUCACACAUAGGAAGAAGAAAAACUUCAGCAAAAUGAAGAGAUUAAAAAAAUCAGGGCGAGAACAAGGGAUUUUGUGAACAGCAGCAAUGACGCGUUUGAGAAAAUUCUGAAUUAUUUUUAA
Molecule: messenger RNA, 4079 nt
Organism: Pelobates cultripes (western spadefoot toad)
Lineage: Eukaryota; Metazoa; Chordata; Amphibia; Anura; Pelobatidae
Source: the annotation of a GenBank genome assembly